AUGAAAAUCCUGGGAGUGUUCCUGACCUGCGGUCCACAGAGAGUGAGCUCGAACCAGAGCAGUGCCCAUGAGUACCCAGACUGCCGUGAUGGGGGCAGCGAGGCCAGCCUGCUGGUGUCUCCGCUGGUGGUGGCUGGCAUCGUCAUCGGCCUGGUGCUCUUCCUGUCCUGCGUUACCAUCAUCGUGGGCAGCCUGCGCAAAGACAGCCGUCUGCGCAACCCCCACCUGCGGGCCAGCUAUGCUCCGGAUGGCUUUUCAUACGGCGGCUCCAUCGGGGAGCUGAGGUCGACGUGUAUCGAGGAGUUCCCUCCAGCGUUUGACUUUGACUCCUACGUGGAGACUCUAUCACAAGUCAAUGUGAUGUAUCCAGACUCCCCGCCACACUAUGAUGAAUGUGUGGGACCAGGUGCGACACAGAUAUACGUCCCCACAGAUGACCCCCCUCCGUACUCCCUCACGGACCCCUGUCAGCGGGGCCACCAGCAGGCCACCUACACCAGCCUGGAGAUGGAGGAGCCGUCCGCUGGAGCUGGAGCCUCUUGGGUGUCCGCCAGCAGCGCCGCCGCCUCCCACUACCCAAUCGGACUGCAUGAGCUCCGGCAGCAGCCAAUAUCCUCCAUCUCCCAGUCAGCGUUCCCCCUGGAGGAGGCGCCCCCAUACGAGGUGGUGGUGAGCAGGCAGAACCAGCCCAUCCCUCUGAUGCCCAUGGACCUGCUCAAACACCUCUCGGAGGACAGCCAUAGUCCCCAGAGAGCCCGGGCUGUCGCACACAGAAUCCUGUAG
Salvelinus namaycush (lake trout) is the source of this 783-nucleotide messenger RNA. Its product is annotated as protein BEAN1-like. The transcript has 4 exons. The coding region runs from base 1 to 783 and encodes 260 amino acids. The record is from RefSeq and is a predicted model, not a curated record. Lineage: Eukaryota; Metazoa; Chordata; Actinopteri; Salmoniformes; Salmonidae.